AAUGAGAAGGGUCAAAAACCUCUUUUUGGUCAAUCUUGCUGUGGCUGACUUAUGUAUGACACUGUUAUGUAUGCCUCUCUCAGUUGCAAACGCUGUUGACAAUAGAUGGUAUUACGGAGAAUUUCUGUGCAAGUCUUCCAACCUUUUACAAGGUACAACAGUCUUCGCUAGUAUUUUCACCUUAACUGCCUUAAGUGUGGACAGGUACUUUGCUUUCAAGUCGUUUAUGAGACAUAGAAUUGCAACAAAGGCGAAAGCAAUGCUCACCUUGUCUUUAAUUUGGAUUUUAUCUGCCCUCUGCGCAUUUCCACAAUUUCUGGCUAUGAGAACGACAAAGCCAGUCACAAACUGGCCAGAAUCAAUAUACUUUUGUACGAGCAGCAGUAUGAACGGAACAACGGGAAUCUUAUUUAGAAGAUCUUAUGGUACAUGUGUAUUAAUAGUUUUGUAUAUAGUGCCUAUGCUUGUCAUGCUAUCUAGUUAUUUGUCAAUUGCAAGAAGAAUAUGGAGUGGUCCAUUGCAAUCGAAUUCGGUAAACCUCAACGGAACUUCAAUCGAUGUUGGUAAAAGAAAAAUAACGAAAAUGCUUUUCAUUGUUGUUCUCAUGUUCAUUAUAUGCUGGAUGCCUUACAGCAUUAUGUCAUUUGUUAUGGAUUUAACUACUGGUGAAGAGACGGCAACAACUAUUCGAAUGAUUUUUAAUUAUGUUCUACUAUUAGCUCACGCUAAUUGUGCUGUUAAUCCUAUUCUCUAUUGGGUUUUGAACAAAUCGUUUAGGCAUUGCAUGCAAAAUUUAAUGGGUUGCAAAGCCGGAAUAACAGAUUCACCCUCGAUUCGCAGAAAAGAUAGGCGUGCUGCUAGCCAAAAGUUUAGAAUUGUGAAAAGAAGAGGAAGGGUUCACAGACCUGAGUUGAUCCCUGGUGGAAAGCAAUCCGCUAUCAAAAGACCAAAUCCCAUGAAAUUUCGUUAUGACUUUGCAGACCAUAGACUUUAUAGAGAUUCCACUUCCUCUAAUGAAGAUUUGAGAAGUAGUUCUACAAGGUUAACAAAACUAGAAUCUUACCGCUCACCUUCAACAUACAUUGAAAUCAAUGAAGAGUAUAAAGAGGGUUAUGUUUGA
This is a messenger RNA of Dimorphilus gyrociliatus, 1120 nucleotides long. Lineage: Eukaryota; Metazoa; Annelida; Polychaeta; Dinophilidae. The record is from the annotation of a GenBank genome assembly.